Messenger RNA from Coffea eugenioides, 4098 nucleotides. Its product is annotated as exportin-7. The transcript has 31 exons. Gene Ontology annotation, cellular component: nuclear pore; cytoplasm. Lineage: Eukaryota; Viridiplantae; Streptophyta; Magnoliopsida; Gentianales; Rubiaceae. The record is from RefSeq and is a predicted model, not a curated record. Gene Ontology annotation, biological process: protein export from nucleus. Gene Ontology annotation, molecular function: small GTPase binding; nuclear export signal receptor activity. Bases 463 to 3624 code for a protein of 1053 amino acids.
UUCUUCCUUCUUCUGCAGUCUCUGCCUCUUCUCUCGCUUCCUUGUUCUUUCAACUCAGAAGAAUCAAUCAUAAUAAAAUAAAAAAAAAAUCCGAAUUUAUAUCUCUGUAAUUUGCUGCCCAAGAAAUCACCUCUGGAUUCCAAAACCUUGAUCGCUCCUUAGUCCUUAUUCUUUGGAUUAUGUUCAAGGGGGGCCAAUAGCUGAGCAGGGUGUUUGGAUUUUUAUGUGGAUGGAGCUCUUAUGUAUAUACCAAUAAAUCACUUGUGGUGGGUGGGGAAUAGCUUAUGGUGUCGAACAAGUUUAACAGUUAUCUUGAACACGGUCCUGUUCUUGUUCUAUUAGUUGCUUUCGGCACACUUUAGUUGGAUGUUCUGGGGAAUUUUGUAGAGUUGGAUUCGAUUGGAUUGGAUAAGUGCAACUACUUGGUUAGCUGAAAUCUCUUGAAGGCAUUUGGUUAUUUUUAUGAUGGAGAGCUUGGCCCAGUUAGAGGUGUUGUGUGAAAGGCUUUACAACUCUCAGGAUUCAGCAGAACGAGCACAUGCAGAGAACACCCUGAAAUGCUUUUCUGUGAAUGCUGACUACAUACCCCAAUGCCAGUUUAUUUUGGACAAUGCAUUGACUCCUUAUGCACUGAUGCUGGCUAGUUCAAGCUUGUUGAAACAAGUCACUGAGCAUAGUCUCUCAUUGCAGCUCCGCCUUGAUAUCCGAAACUACCUUGUAAACUAUCUGGCAAACAGAGGGCCCGAGUUGCAGUCCUUUGUGGUUGGAUCUCUAAUACAGCUUUUAUGUCGUAUUACCAAAUUCGGGUGGUUUGAUGAUGACAAAUUUAGAGAUGUGGUCAAGGAAUCUAUUAGCUUUUUGAGUCAGGCAACACCAGAACAUUAUGCUAUUGGAUUAAAGAUAUUGAACCAGCUUGUCUGUGAGAUGAAUCAGCCAAAUCCAGGAUUGCCCUCAACACAUCAUCGAAGAGUAGCCUGCUCCUUUAGGGAUCUGUCUCUGUUCCAAAUUUUUCACAUAUCAAUAACGUCAUUGCAUCAGCUAAAGAGUGAUGUCAUCAGCCGCUUGCAAGAGCUGGCACUUUCGCUUUCACUGAAAUGCCUGUCUUUUGAUUUUGUUGGGACAUCGGUUGAUGAAAGUGCUGAUGAGUUUGGUACUGUUCAGAUUCCACUAUCUUGGAAGCCAGUGUUAGAGGACUUUUCAACUGUGCAGAUAUUUUUUGAUUAUUAUACAAUUGCAAAGCCACCUAUCUCGAAAGAGGCUCUGGAGUGCUUAGUGCGAUUGGCAUCUGUCAGGCGCUCUUUGUUUACAACUGAUGUGACUCGUUCCAAGUACUUGGCACAUCUGAUGACAGGAACAAAAGAAAUUCUACGAUCAGGGACAGGUCUGGGUGAUCAUGAUAACUACCAUGAGUUUUGCCGCCUACUUGGACGUUUCAGAAUUAAUUAUCAGUUGUCAGAACUUGUCAAUAUGGAAGGAUACAGUGAAUGGAUACGUUUGGUAGCAGAGUUUACGUCAAAAUCUUUGCAGUCCUGGCAGUGGGCGAGCACCAGUGUUUAUUACCUUCUAGGGCUGUGGUCCAGAUUGGUAAGUUCUGUACCAUAUCUGAAGGCGGAUGCACCGAGCUUACUUGAUGAGUUUGUGCCAAAAAUUACUGAAGGUUAUAUCACAUCAAGGCUGGAUGCAACUCAGGCUGGAUUACCAGAUGAUCUUUCAGAACACCCUCUGGACAAUGUUGAGCUUCUUCAAGAUCAGCUUGAUUCCUUUCCAAAUCUUUGUAGAUUUCAGUAUGAAAGCAGUAGCUUGUUUCUUAUUAAUAUCAUGGAACCAAUUCUACAAACAUAUACGGAAAGAGCACAACUUCAACCUACUGAUGGUGGUGAACUGUCAGUCAUUGAAGCCAAACUUUCUUGGAUAGUGCAUAUAAUUGCUGCUCUCUUAAGAGUGAAGCAGUGUUCUGGUUGCAGCUCGGAUUCACAAGAAGUAAUUGAUGCAGAACUUUCAGCACGUGUAUUGCGUUUAGUUAAUGUCUCUGAUACUGGGUUGCACAGUCAGAGAUAUGGCGAACCAAGCAAACAAAGGCUUGAUCGUGCAGUUCUUACCUUUUUCCAAUUUUUCAGAAAGUCCUAUGUGGGUGAUCAAGCUAUGCAUUCAUCAAAGCAGUUAUAUGCCAGACUCUCUGAACUUCUUGGACUUCAUGAUCACCUUUUGCUGUUGGAUUUUUUUAUUCGAAAAAUUGCAACGAACCUCAAGUGUUAUACAGAGAGUGAUGAAGUUGUUGAUCACACUUUAAGUUUGUUCUUGGAGCUGGCUUCUGGCUAUAUGACUGGAAAGCUGCUGCUGAAAUUGGAGACUGUUAAAUUUAUUAUUGCCAAUCACACUAAGGAGCACUUUCCGUUUCUUGAAGACUAUAGAAGCUCACGGAGCAGAACAACUUUCUAUUAUACGAUUGGCUGGUUAAUAUUUUUGGAGGAUAGUCCUCUGCUAUUUAAGUCCUCCAUGGAUUCACUACUGCAAGUUUUCGUCACUUUGGGUGCCACACCUGAUGCUAUGUUCCGAACAGAUGGCGUGAAAUAUAAGUUAAUUGGGUUGAUGAGGGAUCUUAGAGGCAUUGCAAUGGCGACAAAUAGUCGAAGAACUUAUGGGCUUUUGUUUGAUUGGAUAUAUCCUGCUCACAUGCCUAUUCUUUUAAAGGGCAUCUCACACUGGGCUGAUACGCCGGAGGUUACAACUCCAUUGUUAAAGUUCAUGGCUGAGUUUGUAUUAAACAAAGCUCAACGCUUGACUUUUGAUUCUUCUUCUCCAAAUGGAAUAUUACUUUUUAGAGAAGUUAGCAAGCUUCUUGUUGCAUAUGGCUCAAGAGUUUUAUCUCUUCCAAAUCCUGCGGAUAUUUAUGCCUUCAAAUACAAGGGGAUAUGGAUUUCACUAACUAUCCUUGCAAGAGCUCUUGCUGGAAAUUAUGUGAACUUUGGAGUUUUUGAACUCUAUGGAGACAGAGCACUUGCUGAUGCACUCGAUAUUGCUCUUAAGAUGACACUGGCAAUUCCCUUGGCUGAUAUUUUGGCUUACAGGAAGCUGACAAAGGCAUACUAUGCAUUUUUGGAAGUUCUGUUCAAUAGCCACAUAGUUUUCUUGUUGAAUCUUGAUACAAACACUUUCAUGCAUAUAGUUGGCUCGCUUGAAUCUGGUCUGAAAGGUCUAGAUGGUGGUAUAUCCUCACAGUGUGCAUCAGCAAUUGACAAUCUAGCUUCUUACUAUUUCAACAACAUUACCAUGGGUGAAGCACCCACUUCACCAGCUGCAGUUAGUCUGGCAAGGCAUGUUUCAGAAUGUCCCACUAUGUUCCCAGAGAUACUCAAGACCCUCUUUGAGAUAGUUUUGUUCGAGGAUCUUGGCAAUCAAUGGAGUCUUAGCAGACCAAUGAUAAGCUUGAUACUUGUAAAUGAGCAGAUACUAACAGAUCUGAAAGCUCAUAUUUUGUCUUCACAGCCAAUAGAUCAGCAUCAGCGCCUUUCCCUGUGCUUUGACAAAUUAAUGGUUGAUGUUAAUCGAAGCUUGGAUUCAAAAAACCGAGACAAGUUUACCCAGAAUUUGACAAUAUUUAGGAAUGAUUUUCGUGUCAAAUAGCUAUAUGCUUGUGGGAUUACCUCCAAUUUUAAUCCACUUGCACUCGUAAUGAUAUCUGUCACCUUGAGGAUUCAUCUCCGUGUUACAGAUGGCUCCUAAUAUGAAAAUUUUCAUCCUUGGCAAACACCAAUCAUUCAGGAGUAUUUUGAGUGCAUUUGGGAUUCUCUGUGGACAUGAGAAGUAGCAUGCUAAAUGAACUUGUACUAAUUGUGAUGUACAUAAUUUUUUGAAUGAGUGCAUAGUUGAUGCCUAACAUCCAUCAAUAGAACUUUUCAGGUUGUGGCAGAUUGACUAAAUGCACCUAUUUUGAAUGUAUUUUUGAGCUGUUCUGUAGGAGAAUGCUUAGUUAUAUUAUUUGUUAGGUGAACUUGUUUUGAGUUGUAAAUUCUAUGUUGAUCAUUGAUCAUUUACUAACUUUUGGUUGUAAUGGUGCUCUUUACAGCUAAAAUCUGAAUUCCUUGUUAUUUGAUUUCA